This is a messenger RNA of Penaeus vannamei (Pacific white shrimp), 2065 nucleotides long. The record is from RefSeq and is a predicted model, not a curated record. Lineage: Eukaryota; Metazoa; Arthropoda; Malacostraca; Decapoda; Penaeidae.
AUGGAGGGCGGCCUGCGAGGCUGGGUCGAGAGGAACAGCGUCCCCGUGAGGAGAGAGAGCGGGUUCACGGUCCGCGAGCUGAGGACGAGGACCGUGCUGGACGACCCGACGAACAAGGUGCGGGUCCUGGGCGUGGGCCCCGAGAACGGCGGCGAGGUGAAGAAGGUGCUCCUGCUGGGAGAGACCGGCCAACUGUGCAAGAACGCCCUGGUCAACAGGGUGUUCGGCGUCGGGCUGCGCGACGACGUGCGCCUUCAGCUGCGCGACCAGAUGGACGAGGCCGGCAAGAGCUCGACGCAGAGCCAGACGGAGUACACGACGGCGUACGUGAUCUACCGGCAGGAGGGCAUGCCGCGCGGCCACAACUUGAUGGUGAUCGACACGGCGGGCGUGGGCGACACGGGCGGGCGCCUGCGGGAGGAGAGCAACGAGCGGCAGUUCCGGCGGUGCUUGGCCGAGCACGCCUGGGUCCGGGAGCUGAGCAGCGUCGGGCUGGUGUGGAAGGCCAGCGACCACAGGUACGACCAGAGGAAGAAGGACGUCCUGGGCAGGCUGAAGGGCCUCUUGGGCUACGACGCGAAGCCAAUAACGGACAUUCUGGUGACGUUCUCCACCAACGGGUCUCGAGACGCCUUCGACAUCAUGAGAGAAGCAGGCGUUGGCUUCCACGGGGAGUUCCUCUUCGACAACGGACCUCUGUACAAGGGUUGGCCCCAGGAUGCGAUGCGGAGGAGGAAGCUGGAGAUGGAGUGGGAGAUGAUGGAGGAGAGCCUGGAUGGGUUCCUGGAGGCUGUGAGUGAGAGGAGGGCUGUUGAGCUGACGGCAACAGUGGGGCUGAUUCGGUCGCAGUUCGAACUGGAGGACACCAACGCGGAGCUGCAGGCCCUGUGGGAGCAGGAGGACGAGCUGCGGCAGACCAUUCGAGAGCACGAAAGGAAGCUGUGCAGACUCGACGGCAAAGAGAACGAGGUGGACUGGGACGAAGUGCGGGCGCUGGACAGCAGCAGGGAAGAGCUCGUGUUGGAGAACGGACAGCACUGCCACUACUGCCCCGAGUGCGACAAGGUGUGUGUCCCUUCGUGCUCGAAGGACCCUGACGGAGAACGGAUCACUGAGGUUGUUACAGGUGUGAUAUCAAUUGGGAUAUUUGGUAUUACGCGUGCAUUGGGUUUGCCCCAACCCCUCUCUUGCUCAGAAUGUGACCAUCUUCCCGUUAUCCACCACUUCAAUCGCACAAUCCUAGUCAAACACGCCACCCGGAGCCAGAAGGUAGAGUUGGCCAAGAAAUCUCAGUACAAAAGAGUAAUGCAACAGAAAGCUGACAUUCGAGCCGAUAUUGGGGCCUACAACGCGCAAUUAAAAGAGGUCGAGAAACAACACGCGAGAACUACGACGAAGUUCAAAGAGCUUGAACACCGAAUCAGUCAUUUGAAAUCUGGAAACUGAAACUUGAAACCUUGGGAGAUAAUUAGUGUAUAGUGAUUAUUUAGUAUUGAUAUAUCUAGUAGUUAAUAUGGAAUGAUCCGUAAUAGAGCGGUUCAUCCAUGACGGCGACCCCAUAGAGAAAUGGGAGAAAGCUGAGAAGAAAAAGUAGCGAAUAAGAAUUUUAUAUAUUACCUCAAAUUCUUGGAUUUUGCGGUAAAAGCAACAUAUACUCUCCCUCGGGCACAUAAUUCACAAAUGACAAACAUUAUGUCUUCCUAGAACUACUUACUGGAAAAAAUGGAAGGUGAACUGGAAAGUAUAGCGUAUGGAACGUAAUGAUAUUGUGAAAUAAUCCGUUUUGUAAGCGACAUUUUAAAAAUAAUUCGUAUCACUCCAGUUCCAUCGCAUUACAUGAGCUUGGAACCUUAUUAAAAUGGUAGCUUGUGUUUCUAUUUAGCAAUGUAUGUUAUUAGGUUAAUGUUCGUCAAUAUUAUUAGACGGGUAGCAAAAAUGUUUAGUUCAGAGUUAAGGUUAUUUUUUUCAUCAGUAUUUGCCCAAAAUAAUGGCAAUAAACAAACUAUUUUUCCAGAUCUGUAUAACCUGUGAUUUUCAAUUAAAAUAAGAUAGACUAGAAUUUCAA